AUGGCAGCCCACCUGCUGUCCUUUUGUGCUCUCUUCUUGACCUUGCUGGGAAUGGCUCAAGGCUCCAAGGACCCUGUGAUACCCUACCAGCCCUUCACCACCAUAUGGAAUGCCAACACCCAAUGGUGCCUGGAGAAACAUGGAGUGGAUGUGGAUGUCAGUGUCUUUGAUGUGGUGGUCAACCCAGGGCAGACCUUUCGAGGCCCUGACAUGACCAUUUUCUACAGCUCCCAGCUGGGCACUUACCCCUACUACACAUCUACUGCAGAGCCAGUGUUUGGAGGCCUGCCCCAGAAUGCUAGCCUGGUUGUCCACCUGGCCUAUGCACACCAGGACAUUCUGAUUGCCAUGCCUGCAUCCAACUUCUCAGGGCUGGCGGUUAUUGACUGGGAGGCGUGGCGCCCACGCUGGGCCUUCAACUGGGAUGCCAAGGAUAUUUACCGGAAGCGCUCACGGGCAUUGGUACAGGAACAACAUCCAGAUUGGCCAUAUUCUCAGGUAGAAGCAGCAGCCCAGAACCAGUUCCAGGAGGCUGCACAAGCCUGGAUGGCAGGCACCCUCCAGCUGGGGCAGGCACUGCGACCCAGUGGCCUCUGGGGUUUCUACAACUUUCCUGACUGCUAUAACUACGACUUUCUAAGUUCCAACUACACAGGACAAUGUCCACCAGGCGUUGUUGCCCAGAAUGACCAGCUGGGGUGGCUUUGGCGUCAGAGCCGUGCCCUCUACCCCAGUAUCUACCUGCCUGCUGUGCUGAAGGGCACAGGGAAAGCACAGAUGUAUGUGCGGCACCGCGUAGGUGAAGCUUUCCGUGUGACCAUGGGUGUUGGAGACACUGACCUACCGGUGCUGCCCUAUGCCCAGAUCUUCUACGAGAUGACAGAGCAUUUUCUAUCCCUGGAUGAGCUGGAGCACAGCCUGGGGGAGAGUGCAGCCCAAGGAGCAGCAGGAGUGGUGCUGUGGGUGAGCUGGGAGAACACGAGAACCAAGGAAUCGUGCCAGGCCAUCAAGGAGUAUGUGGAUACCACACUGGGGCCCUUCAUCCUGAAUGUGACCAGUGGGGCUUUUCUCUGCAGUCACGCCCUGUGCUCAGGCCAUGGCCGCUGUGUCCGCCGCGCCAGCCACCCUGAUGCCCUCCUCUUCCUCAACCCUGCCAGUUUCUUCAUCCAGCCCAAGCCUAGUAGUGGUGGGCCCCUGACCCUGCGGGGUGCCCUGUCUCUUGAAGAUAAGGCUCAGAUGGCUAAGGAGUUUGAAUGUCGCUGUUACCAUGGCUGGCAGGGAACAUGGUGUGAACAGCAGGGCCCAUGGUGA
Chrysochloris asiatica (Cape golden mole) is the source of this 1311-nucleotide messenger RNA. RefSeq names its product hyaluronoglucosaminidase 1 (gene HYAL1). NCBI's taxonomy places the organism in Eukaryota, Metazoa, Chordata, Mammalia, Afrosoricida, Chrysochloridae. The transcript has 3 exons. Bases 1 to 1311 code for a protein of 436 amino acids. The record is from RefSeq and is a predicted model, not a curated record. Gene Ontology annotation, molecular function: hyalurononglucosaminidase activity. Gene Ontology annotation, biological process: carbohydrate metabolic process; hyaluronan catabolic process.